AUGCCCAACGCGACCGAAAACUCCAUUGAAGCGUGCCAGGAACUUGUCGAGAGGGGCAUUCCGAGCGAGUUCCCAGACGCUGGUCAGACAUGUGUUGAUGGAACCCCGUCCAAACUCGUCGAGUACGGAUCUGUUUCGCUCUGGGGCCAGUACCAGGUCCCCGGCCGGCGAAAGUGGAUCAAUCUCAGGGGUGAGACUCUCUGGAGUGUAUUGAGAAGACUUGCUUCAGGCGGAAUAGGAGGUCAUGAAGAAUAUGAAGGUGUCGUGUAUAAGUUUAUGGCUUAUAAGGUGUCCGGCUCAACCACUCCCAUAUCAAAUCUUCGUUGA
This is a messenger RNA of Clonostachys solani, 327 nucleotides long. NCBI's taxonomy places the organism in Eukaryota, Fungi, Ascomycota, Sordariomycetes, Hypocreales, Bionectriaceae. The record is from the annotation of a GenBank genome assembly.